GGACCUAAACUUUAAAGAUUAUCAUCUGGCCUUCUCAAUCCGGCGAGUAAGAGUCCGGUGAACUGCCCGAUAUGAGAGGCAUCAUCGGAUCCCUACUUUUCUCUAUAUGUAAGAUGUAUAUAUAUAAGUGUUGGGUAUUGCCGCAUUCUAGCUAUCUUGCUGUUGAUGUCUAAUGUUGCACAUUUGAAUCAACAACUCAACACUGCCAGCACAUUUCUAACUAAACAGAAAGCCCGUUCAGCCUCACCUCCAACUUAUAUCUACUGCUGCAAAUAAGCCCACCCAGGUCAGCACCAAAACCUGAAACUUACUUUCUCUCUUCAGUAAUUCAUCAUGUCGGGGAACGAUGCAAGCAAUAACUCUGCCGAAGUCAAGCAAUAUUUCUUAAUCACAAAUGUUACGGCAUUCGACGACCAAAACACCGAGUUCGACCUUCAGGGAGAAGCAUGGAGGCUACCAUACAGUAUCGACGACUCUGAUCUGACUUUCGACGGGACACCAUUGAACAUGUUAUACGAAGAGAAUCGAUAUAUGGCAGAAGAGCAUGUGACCAACUGCUCACAUGAUUCCAAAUCACCUGACAGAUCUGCAGAACGCGGAAGAAGUCGCCAGAAGGAGUAGAUUGAUUUUCCAGUAAUAGCUACGAGCUUACCGUUUCAAACAAUACUGUGAAUUAUUCUCCUCUGCAACAACUUUCUACUCGAAAUGGAUUACAAUGGACGCA
This is a messenger RNA of Botrytis cinerea B05.10, 724 nucleotides long. RefSeq lists its product as hypothetical. The record is from RefSeq and is a predicted model, not a curated record. Lineage: Eukaryota; Fungi; Ascomycota; Leotiomycetes; Helotiales; Sclerotiniaceae. Bases 334 to 621 code for a protein of 95 amino acids. The transcript has 2 exons.